Vollenhovia emeryi is the source of this 4628-nucleotide messenger RNA. It is a transcript of the gene rk, whose product is annotated as lutropin-choriogonadotropic hormone receptor. Gene Ontology annotation, molecular function: G protein-coupled receptor activity; protein binding; protein-hormone receptor activity. The record is from RefSeq and is a predicted model, not a curated record. Gene Ontology annotation, cellular component: membrane. The transcript is spliced from 13 exons. Lineage: Eukaryota; Metazoa; Arthropoda; Insecta; Hymenoptera; Formicidae. The coding region runs from base 415 to 3477 and encodes 1020 amino acids. Gene Ontology annotation, biological process: G protein-coupled receptor signaling pathway.
UCAGUUGGCAAAUGCGCCGUGGAGCGAGCGGCGGAGUCUCUCCUCGGAACCGAAGAUCGCAAUUGUUCAGCCAGCCUGGGACAGCUCCUUCCCCUCGAGGCGCGGCGGCAACGGUGGCGGGUGCAGUGGCGGUGGUGGUUGUGCUGCUGCUGCUGACGACGGUGGUGUCAGGGGCGCUAACGACGGCGACGAGAGUGAGAGCUGCUACGAGGGCGGCUACUUAUGGAGUUCACUACCGUCAUUGAUGGUCGGCCGCUUGCACGCGGGCCCGGACGUGGACCGCGGACGUACGGAUGUCAACGGACGACGCGGGGCAGAAUGGUGAGGUGACUUGGUCCUGGGCGCGACGUAUCCGGCGGGGAAGAGAGCUGCGAGAGCGAAUUACGCGGGCGGACGGGCACAGGGUCGACCGGUAUGUGCACGCGGUCUCGUCGCAACGGGAUUGCGGUCGUCCUCCUGGCGAUCAUUCACUGCUGCCGGAGCGGCACGCCGGAACACGUAAUCCCGUGUAACGUCGUCGCCGAAGGACGAGAGCUGCUGUGCCGCGGCGCCAAUCUGCUCGUCGUUCAACUCAUCUACGAUGUUGAUUUAUUGAAAGCCAUUGUUCCUGUUAACGUUACCAAGAUUGAUUUGACCAACAACAAUAUAACGGACAUUCCAGUACAUGCUUUCCAAUUUCCCAAUCUCGAAAUUUUAUUUCUUCGACGUAAUCACCUACGUGCCAUUCACGAUGACGCGUUUAUAAACUUACCGAAUCUUCGUAUAUUGGAACUCGAUGAAAAUUAUUUAAGAAAGAUACCAGCCGCUGCUCUAAAUCUACCAAGCCUCGAAGAAUUGUCUAUAUCGAAUAACAAAAUAGAACGACUCACGAAAGAUGCGUUGCGCUACGCUAAUAAUUUGGUGUCGCUCGAUUUACGCGGAAAUCCUAUUAAGGAGAUACACGACGAAACCUUCCAAAAUCUUGGAAAACUUCGUAAGUUAAUAUUGUCGAACGUGAAAGAAUUACGGCUUUUUCCCAAUCUAAAUGGAGCAGCGUCCUUGGAAGUAUUGAGAUUAGAUCGUUCCCAAUUGAAGGAGGUUCCUUCUAAUCUUUGCCGACAGUGCCCGAAACUCAAAAGUCUCGACAUGAAAUCCAAUUCGUUGACAGAGAUACCAAAUUUACGAAACUGUAAUGAACUUCGUGUUUUGGAUUUAGCCAGUAAUAUGAUUUCUUCAUUACCCGACGAUUCUUUUAAAGGUUUGAAUAUGCUGCACGAUCUACUCUUGUCCAACAAUAACUUGCAGAGCAUUUCCAGUGACGCUUUUACCGGAUUAUCUAGACUCCAAGUUUUAGACUUGGAGAAUAAUUAUAUCGAAUAUAUACAUCCUGAUGCGUUCAGAGAAACGAAACGGUUGCAAGACUUAAAUUUAGGAAAUAAUGUUUUCCCUACACUGCCGAUAAGAGGACUCGCGGGAUUAUUGCACCUCAAGACGUUUAAUAAUCCUGCAUUGCGAGAGUUUCCAUCUCCCGACAGAUUUCCGCGAGUACAAACAAUGUUGCUGUCAUACGCUUAUCAUUGUUGUUCGUUUCUCUCGCUCGAAGUAGAGGAAUCUGUCACAAAAUCACCGGUACAGGAAUCAAUUUUGUUUCCUACCGACGAUUUCGAUACUAGUUUAUGGAAUUCGACAUUUAGCGAUAUCUGGCCACAAUUGAAUAACUUGACUGAUAAAUUUGGAUCGCAGAUAAAUGAACUUUGGGCUAAUUUUGGUUCAGAUUUUACCUACCCUGGAAACUUGCCUUCCUACGUAGAGGAUUAUUUCGAAAAUCUAGACGGUCGAACGACAUCGACCAGUCGGACUGUACCCUCUCGCAUCCAAUGCUUGCCGCAACCCGGUCCUUUCCUACCGUGCCAAGACUUAUUCGACUGGUGGACUUUACGGUGCGGUGUAUGGAUAGUCUUCCUCCUUGCCAUGCUCGGGAAUGGCACCGUGGUGUUUGUCUUAAUAUUCUCGAGAAGCAAGAUGGAUGUGCCACGAUUCUUAGUCUGCAAUUUAGCCGCUGCCGAUUUUUUCAUGGGUGUUUAUCUAGGCUUAUUGGCUGUUGUUGAUGCAUCGACAUUGGGAGAGUUUCGAAUGUACGCGAUACCGUGGCAAAUGUCGGCCGGAUGUCAGCUGGCUGGCUUCCUGGGAGUCCUCAGCUCCGAACUGAGCGUGUACACUCUUGCCGUGAUUACUCUCGAGAGGAAUUACGCGAUAACGCACGCGAUGCAUCUGAACAAGCGGCUCUCGUUGAAGCACGCAGGCUACAUUAUGACGAUAGGAUGGUGUUUCGCCCUAUGCAUGGCGAGUCUGCCGCUAUUGGGAGUUUCGGACUACAGAAAGUUCGCAAUUUGUCUGCCAUUUGAAACCAAUGGCAGCGCGGCACUCGCGUACGUAGUAUUUCUCAUGCUCAUUAACGGAGUGGCUUUUCUGAUAUUAAUGGGAUGCUACUUGAAGAUGUACUGCGCGAUACGAGGCUCCCAGGCAUGGAAUUCAAACGAUUCUCGUAUAGCAAAGAGAAUGGCGUUGCUCGUCUUCACCGAUUUCCUCUGCUGGUCACCGAUAGCCUUCUUCUCUCUCACGGCGACCUUCGGGCUGCAGUUGGUGUCUCUGGAGCAAGCGAAAGUUUUCGCGGUAUUUGUGCUGCCGCUAAACUCUUGUUGCAAUCCUUUUCUCUACGCGAUCCUCACGAAACAAUUCAAGAAGGAUUGCGUGUUGAUAUGCAAGGCGAUCGAAGAGUCGCGUGUAACUCGAGGUAUCGGCAGGUGCCGACAUAGUUCGAAUUUUAGCAAUCGGCAAACGCCCGCCAAUACGAACAGUCUCGUCGAUCGAUCGUCGCGAGAGAACCAGGGAGUUCAAACACCGUGCACCUGUAACCCGAGAUUGUUGGAGACCGAGAGCCGUUGCUCGUCUUACCGUUGGUGGAGCGCCGGUGUGUUCUGGCCGUGCACACGCGAUUCCCGGCCACGGCACGCGCGCACCGAUCAGUACGCCUAUCAAAUCGCCCAGAUUCAACAGAAACAGCACAAACGGGCGUCCUCGGUGUCGUCCAGCGAAAAUUUCUCCUCGUCCAGAUCGGAUUCUUGGCGGCAGACGCACCACUGCGGCAUUCCGCUCAGACUGCUAGAUCCGAAACGGAGGACUUCCUCUUGGCUGAUCACUAGGAAACCGUCGCAGGAUUCCAAUUUAAGCUCCUCGCGGAACGACUCUUCCGGUUCCGCGACCACUGCCAGCACCAGUACCUGGCGCAUCUCGAGAUCCAGUGCCUCUCUAGAAAUUAGCGCGCGUAACACGCCGAGACCGAUCAGACCGAAGCCGCGAUUAACUCGUCAACUCGCCAUUCAGGAGCCGGAGCCUCCAGGGUCUCCGGGCAGACUGGCCGUUAGGCUACUCGCCACCAUACCUUCCGCGGCUGAGACCAGCGAUCAACAAGACGACGAGAAUAUACCGACGAAUUAAAUAUUUCUAGCUAUACCAUUUAUAUUUUUAUGUAUUAUACAUAUGUAAUAUGCGUCGCAUUUUUUAAGUAUAUUUUCGUCGAGCGAAUUCUUCGAGCAAAUUCAGUAUUAACAAUCUUCGCUGGUAUACCUGUGUAGUGUGUAUUUAUAUAUUUAUGGCGUUUUGUACAUGUUUAAAAUUGUUGCUUAAAGCGAGGUAGAGAACGAGAACGUGCCAGGCGUAACGAGCGUAUGUUAUCACGACGCGGUUCCAAAUACGCGUCUCUCAUUUUCUAUUCAAUGUUAUUUGUAUAUUUUCACGAAAAUGCUAACGAGAUAUUAACGGAAUACCAACGGUAUACAUCUAAAGAAUUAUUAACAAGUCAUUGGCGAAUUUAAUAAGUGCAAUCGUUUUUCGCGACGAAACGUAAUAGGGUUUGUCGGACAUGAUCCAUUUCGGUUAAUUGCAUAAACGUCUAACGAAGUAGUCCGUCCGUUCGUACAUGUAUAUGCACGUAUAUGUUAUAUAUUUAUACUUUUACGUUAUAAGACUGAUUGAGUUUUUUAACUCUGUACUAUUUACAAUUUACGCCGAUCUUGGGUCAAAGAGUUUUAAGCUACUAGUCCCAGUAGCGAGUAGUCAUUCGAUAGCUGUUGUACAUCGAACUCUACAUGUAUGCAUAUAUAAUAUCAUUAUGUAUAUAUAUGUGUAUGUAAUGAUAUUAUGACUUACAUACACAAAUAAAUCUAUACAAAAACUAUCGCAACGGUCUUACCGUCCUAGUAUAAGAUUUUGAGCCAAAUCGCAAUUUACCUCUUACGCAGUAUUUGAAUGUUGACGGUGGGAUGCUUAUUUAUAUAUUGGCAGAUUAUAUAUUUUACUGUAUGAAUGACGUUGCGUUUAUCGCUAUCUAAUGUAAAUUCUGCGUACAAGGCCAUUUUAUGUACGUUUCAAAAUCUAAAUCUAAAUUCGCGUAAACGAAUUACAAUUAAUAAUAUCAAAAUGAUUAAUCGAUAAUUGUGAAUUUUUCCGAGUGAUUUGUUAGAAGUAGUUGAUAACAGCAUGUGUGAUGUUAAAUAAAAUCAAAUAAAACCUUUGUGAAAACGAUGGAUUGAUAAUAAGUAUUUUUUAGUCGACAAUUGGUGGAUUAGUAACAUCUGUAAAAUAAUAGA